Messenger RNA from Petromyzon marinus (sea lamprey), 1758 nucleotides. Lineage: Eukaryota; Metazoa; Chordata; Hyperoartia; Petromyzontiformes; Petromyzontidae. The record is from RefSeq and is a predicted model, not a curated record.
AUGUCAUUUGGUUCGACAGCUGCGAUUGUGGACAUCUCCCAAGGGGAUGGGCGGUUGGCGCCGGUCGGCAUCGGCGCCGCCGAGAGCGGCGGAGAAGCGGCCGCGGGCGGCGGCGGAGGAGGCGGCCCCACACCUCCUCCUCCUCCUCCUCCGCCUCCGGACGCCCCGCUGAAGCGCAAGAAGGGCCCGGCGCCCAAGAUGCUGGGCAACGAGCUGUGCUCGGUGUGCGGCGACAAGGCCUCGGGUUUCCACUACAACGUGCUGAGCUGCGAGGGCUGCAAGGGCUUCUUCCGGCGCAGCAUCAUCAAGGGCACCACCUACGCCUGCAAGACGGGCGCCCGCUGCGAGAUCGACGUCUACAUGCGGCGCAAGUGCCAGGACUGCCGCCUGCAAAAGUGCCGCGCCGUCGGCAUGCUGGAGCAGUGCGUGCUGUCGGAGGAGCAAAUCCGGCAGAAGAAGCGUCGGAAAAACGACGAACCCGGCCCCGCGUCCUCCUCGUCCUCGGCCGCCUCCGCCGGCGGCACCAGCGCCUCCACCGCCUCCACGUCGUCGUCGGCGUCGUCGGCGUCAUCGGCGGCGGCGUCGUCGUCUUCGCUGUCGUCGCCUUGCAUCGCCCCCUUCCCCGGCCCCUCGUGCUCGUCGGCCGGCGCGGCGGCCGAGCCGCUGACGCCGAACCAGAACGACAUGAUCCAGAGGCUCGUCGCUGCACAGCAGCAGUGCAACAAGCGGUCGUUCAGCGACCAGCCCAAGGUCACGCCGUGGCCGAUGAGCUCCGACCCGCACAACCGCGAGGCGAGGCAGCAGCGCUUCGCCCACUUCACGGAGCUCGCCAUCAUCUCGGUGCAGGAGAUCGUCGACUUUGCCAAGCAGGUGCCGGGCUUCCUGGAGCUGUGCCGUGAGGACCAGAUCGCCCUGCUCAAGGCCUCCACCAUCGAGAUAAUGCUUCUGGAGACGUCACGGAGGUACAACAAGGAGGCAGACAGCAUAAUGUUCCUCAAGGACUUCACCUACAACAAGGAUGACUUUGCCCGGGCAGGCCUGCAGUUCGAGUUCAUCGACCCGAUUUUCGAGUUCUCGAAAGGCAUGAAGGACCUCCGACUGGACGACGCGGAGUACGCUCUGCUCAUCGCCAUCAACAUCUUCUCCGCAGACCGCCCGAAUGUUCAGGACCACCAGCUGGUGGAGAAGCUCCAGCAGCCAUACGUGGAUGCCUUGCACGCGUACACCUGCAUCCAGCGACCCACGGAUCACGUGAUGUUCCCGCGCAUGCUCAUGAAGCUGGUGUCCCUGCGCACGCUGAGCAGCGUCCACUCGGAGCAGGUCUUUGCGCUGCGCCUCCAGGACAAAAAACUGCCGCCCCUUCUGUCCGAGAUCUGGGACGUUCACGAGUGAAGGGCCGUCCGCCGGGGUGGCCGCCGCCGCUGCCGCCCUCGUCCUCGGCUGUUGUCUAUCCGCUGCUGGAUGAAGGAUUUCCCGCCAAGCCGUCGGGAUCUCCGGCGGCCUUGCGACGAUGCAGCCUGGACUCUCUGUUCGCCACUCCUCCGUGCCAGCGACGGACACCCUGCCCCCGUGCGCUUUAUCCGUUCUUUGGCUGCCGCUCCCUUCUUUAGUCGCGAGCCGUUGCGGAUAGCCAGCCGGGCUUGGGCAGGACCCGCCGCCGAUGCCAGUACCAAAAUGUGAGAAUAGGUUUUCCCCUUUUUUUCUGGCCACCAAACAGGUUGUGUUAAGAUGUUAAAACGCCAAACUGAAACCGUUUUU